This is a messenger RNA of Caenorhabditis bovis, 558 nucleotides long. The record is from the annotation of a GenBank genome assembly. NCBI's taxonomy places the organism in Eukaryota, Metazoa, Nematoda, Chromadorea, Rhabditida, Rhabditidae.
AUGUCUUUAGCAUGGCUUCCCAAUUAUGCGAUGUUUGACGAACUCAGGCGAAUGGACGUCCGACAGGUUUUCUAUCAAUUUCUGAAUUUUGCCAUGGUAGUUUCGUCUGCAUUAAUGAUUUGGAAGGGAAUGAUGGUUCUAACGGGAGCAGAUAGUCCAGUUGUCGUCGUUCUCUCAGGUUCAAUGGAACCCGCUUUCUAUCGCGGUGAUCUGCUUCUUCUUACCAACGAUCGUACCGAUCCCGUCCGUGCUGGUGAUAUCACUGUGUUUAAGAUUGAAGGAAGGGAAAUUCCAAUUGUUCAUAGAGUCAUUAAGGUUCACGAAAAGGAUGAUGAGAAUACAAAAAUUUUGACGAAGGGAGAUAAUAACCAAGUUGAUGAUCGCGGACUAUAUGCUCCGGGACAAUUGUGGUUAACCAGAAAUGACAUCGUCGGACGAACGAAGGGUAUUCUUCCAUACGUUGGAAUGGUGACAAUUAUUAUGAACGACUAUCCAAAUUUCAAAUACGCCGUGCUUGGUCUUCUUGCUGCGUUUGUCUUGCUCCACAAGGAAAAAUAA